UGUGACACUCCGAAAAUUUUAUAAAAAAAAAAUAUAAAUAGUUCUAUUGAUCAAAUAAAAUGUUUCAAAGUGACAUGCACAUAAUUAAGUGAAUUAGAUAAAAUUUUAAGAAAAGUGAAUUCUUAGGAUAAUGUAACAAAGUAAUGAUUUUCUUUUCAUAAAUAAUGUGGAAUAGGAGGAAGAUUAUUAGGAUUGAUAGUUUAAAAGAUGUUGAUUAAUACAAUUAAUUAAUACUAUUUGUACAAUCAUAUAUGACUAUAAAUAAUGCACAUGUUGACUUUUCAACCUAAUUUACCCUAUACGCACGUACAUAUGUAACGUAUAUACUCAUAAACUUGUACAAGGAAACUCAUUAAACAUCGAUAUUGCCUACCAUAUUUACUCGCACAUGCGUAUACUCGUAUAUAUAGCGUCCAGAUACAUUCCAUCCGGAGAUUUUCGUUCAAGGCCGGAAACCCGGAAACUAACUUAAACGUGCGAAGCUUGGGGAUAAAAAUCAGCCUGCGCGUAAAAAUUGGAUCGCAUAAACUCAAACACUUAACCAACCGGAUGAUAUACACAGCCUAGGGUAUCCCCUUAUCGGUAUAAAUAUGUUCUCAUUGGCCUGCAGUUUCUCCAUUCAACACUUCGGCCGACACAUAUAGAUCUACAAGGGUUUUCCUAUCUUUCUUUAUAACAACACAAAAAGAACUAUAAACGCUUCCAAACCCUUCUGCCGGAUGAGAGAAAGCGAACGAAGCAAGAAGCCCUGAAAACGAUCGUGAAACGAGGGAUAAAUCGUUUGCCGGAGUCUUGCCGGACUGAUCUUCACGUCGGAAACCCGAGGAAGCAAAGCUGACGUAUCACAUCCUUCCAGUCCAUUGCCGAUCUUCACCAUCUUCAAACACGCCGCCUUGCCACUCGUCCGUUGCUGCAGUAAAGGUGAUUUUUGGUGAAAGAUGGAGGUAGAAGAAUUUUGCUAGGAGUACUUGAAGUUUGAGUUUCUCCAUUCAACACUUCGGCCGACACAUAUAGAUCUACAAGGGUUUUCCUAUCUUUCUUUAUAACAACACAAAAAGAACUAUAAACGCUUCCAAACCCUUCUGCCGGAUGAGAGAAAGCGAACGAAGCAAGAAGCCCUGAAAACGAUCGUGAAACGAGGGAUAAAUCGUUUGCCGGAGUCUUGCCGGACUGAUCUUCACGUCGGAAACCCGAGGAAGCAAAGCUGACGUAUCACAUCCUUCCAGUCCAUUGCCGAUCUUCACCAUCUUCAAACACGCCGCCUUGCCACUCGUCCGUUGCUGCAGUAAAGGUGAUUUUUGGUGAAAGAUGGAGGUAGAAGAAUUUUGCUAGGAGUACUUGAAGUUUGAGGAGAUAAAGGUUGAGUAUCUAUUUGAUGACGAUGUUGAUUCGAGAGAGAUUCCGCUAGAACACCUAAUUAGUAAAUCAUUCGAUCACACCAGCGACGCACAACAGCCUCCAGGUUUCCGUAUCAUACACUUUAGCGAUGCGCGGUAGUCAUCCUCCACGAACUAGAGCGAUGCGGCAGCCAUCCUCCAGGAACCAUAGUUGUUGCCACCAUCCUCCGACGAAGCCAUCGCUAUCGAGGAUCUGGAAGAAGAUGAGAAAAGGAAGAAGCAAAGAGAAAAGAGGAAGAGGAAGAGAAGAGGAAGUGGAAGAGGAAGAAGAGAUAUGAACCAAUUACAUACUAUUCACUUGGCGGUCAGAAUCAACGAAGUCAGACGGUGACAACAGAUGCAAUACUGACGGCGAAGGGAGGCGACGAAGGGAGGCGACGAAGGGAGGCGGCGAAGGGAUGCUCUGGUGCGCAAUAUAGCUUCGAUGAUGAGACUUGAGCUGUGAUCGAUGACAGAGGAAUAGCAGAAGGCUUAUAUGAGCAAAGGAUUAGGGAUUUAAUUAUAUAAGGGUAUAAUGUUCAAAAAAUCUUUGCCACAAACAGCCCAAGCAACAUCUUUCCCGGAUUCAGAUCCCCAGAAUACCCUUCCCCUUUGCAUACACGAUAGCACUUCGUACUCCUCCGUAUUACUUUAUAUCUUUUCUCUCUCCGCCGUCGGCCACCGCAAAUUAGCGGCCGCUUCGUGAACGCUGCACAGAGUUUUCGCUUAGGGUUUGAAUCCCCCGGAGAUGGUGGAAACGGUCAGCAUCGACGUCAUUCACGGCGGCGUAUCAGAGGAGCACCUCCUGUUGGCGGAAACUAGCAAUACCGACUGCUCCUGGAGGUUGAACUUCGACGGCUUCGAGUUUUCUCCGGACAAAAAAGAGAAGCCUCCUCGUGGCCUUCAUGACUGCCUUGGUGUUUUAAGAGAAGAGGAUAAUGUUGCAGAGUAUUAUCAGCAACAGGUAGAAAUGCUUGAGGGAUUUAACGAAAUGGAUGCCUUAGCAGAUCGGGGUUUUGUUCCUGGAUUGUCAAAGGAAGAGAAGGCAAACUUGGUGAAAAGUGAGACAUUUGCCAUAAGGAUAUCAAAUAUUGCAAACAUGGUUCUCUUUGCUGCUAAGGUCUAUGCAUCUGUCCGGAGUGGUUCACUGGCCAUCAUUGCAUCCACUUUAGACUCUCUGCUUGAUCUUCUCUCUGGUUUUAUUUUGUGGUUUACAUCCUUUUCCAUGCAAACACCUAACCCAUAUCAAUAUCCAAUUGGAAAGAAGCGUAUGCAACCUUUGGGGAUCCUAGUUUUUGCUUCUGUGAUGGCGACCUUGGGGCUGCAGAUAAUUUUGGAAUCUGUACGCAAUCUUAUCUCCAAGGAGUCCAACUUCAGCCUUACCAAAGAGCAGGAGCGUUGGGUUAUUGUGAUAAUGCUUUUGGUGACACUGGUGAAACUAGCUUUGGUGUUCUAUUGUCGUUCCUUCACCAAUGAAAUUGUUAAAGCAUAUGCUCAGGACCAUUUCUUUGAUGUUAUCACCAACAUCAUUGGUCUUGUUGCUGCUUUACUUGCACAGUACAUAGCUCACUGGAUUGAUCCUGCUGGAGCCAUUAUUCUGGCUUGCUACACUAUCAAAACGUGGUCAUCGACAGUGCUGGAGAACGUGAACUCUCUUGUUGGCAAGUCAGCCACGCCUGAAUUUCUAAAGAAACUGACAUACCUUUGCUGGAAUCACCACAAGGCAAUAAGGCACAUCGACACCGUGAGGGCCUACACAUUCGGGUCCCACUAUUUUGUUGAGGUCGACAUUGUGUUGCCGGCAGACAUGCCCUUGCAGGAGGCUCAUGAUAUUGGGGAGUCCUUACAAGAGAAGCUUGAACUGCUGGAGGAGAUUGAGCGCGCCUUUGUUCAUCUUGAUUAUGAGUACAGCCACAAACCUGAGCAUGCACAGGCGCAUCUAUAGUUAAUUAAUUUUAAUACAUGCGAGCCCCCCACGCCCCAUUAAUGAUUUCUUUCCGGUGGUUUGAUGCUGUAAUUUGUAAUACAAUGCAGUAAAUAUGGUCAGGGUUGCAUGUUUUUGUGGUCUCUCUUUAAUAACAAUCUAUAAACAGCUUAAUUAGUCUUAAUUUGUUGUUUUGUCAA
Messenger RNA from Cuscuta epithymum, 3500 nucleotides. NCBI's taxonomy places the organism in Eukaryota, Viridiplantae, Streptophyta, Magnoliopsida, Solanales, Convolvulaceae. The record is from the annotation of a GenBank genome assembly.